Zootoca vivipara (common lizard) is the source of this 2802-nucleotide messenger RNA. RefSeq names its product protein phosphatase 1 regulatory subunit 3C (gene PPP1R3C). Lineage: Eukaryota; Metazoa; Chordata; Lepidosauria; Squamata; Lacertidae. Gene Ontology annotation, molecular function: protein phosphatase 1 binding; glycogen binding. Gene Ontology annotation, biological process: regulation of glycogen biosynthetic process. The record is from RefSeq and is a predicted model, not a curated record. Gene Ontology annotation, cellular component: protein phosphatase type 1 complex.
GCGAGGCUGGCGGGGUGCUGACUCUGCGGGCGAGGAUCGGCCGGGAUUGGAAGGGGAGAGGACAGGGGGGACGCAUUGGGUGAGUUAAAGAGAGAGCGCAAAAGUCCCGAAGCCUCCUGCGGAAGUUACUCCUCCGUCGAGGCGCACAGAAAAGCCGCGAUUGCCGUUUGCACGACCGUCCCUCUAUAUUUAUGGGCUUCUCCUCGGGUCCACUUUCUUCUAUUUAACGCAGAAUGAUAGAAGUCUUGGACCCAAGGCCCCUAUCCAGUUCUAUCAUGCCUGUAGAUGUGGCCAUGAGAAUAUGCUUGGCUCGUUCGCCACCUGUGAAGAGCUUUCUCAACCCACUUGACGAAUAUCAGAGAAGGAACUUUGUGGAUCGAUUUAAGCCUCUCAGACCGUGCCUCAAUGUGAAACGUGAAACUGAAUCCCAAAACAGUGACUGGAAGCGCUCUGCCAGCCGAGCCAAGAAGAGAGUCGUCUUUGCGGACUCAAAAGGUCUCUCUCUCACCGCCAUUCACGUCUUCUCUGAGUUUCAGGAGAAUCCAGGGUGGGAUCUUCAGUUUGAGCUGCUAGACCUUGAAGGCAUAACUGCUGGCUUAAAACUACAUGAGGAAAAGAACUUGAUUCUGGGUUUCGCUCAGCCUUCGGCGGAUUACUUGGACUUCCGGAACCACUUACAGAAGAACUUUGUGUGUCUUGAGAACUGCACCCUCCAAGAAAGGGCUGUGUCGGGGACUGUGAAAGUGAAAAAUGUGAGUUUUGAGAAGAAGGUGCGGAUUCGGGUCACCUAUGAUUCGUGGAAAACCUAUUCCGACAUCAAUUGCGUCUACAUGAACAACGUGUAUGGAGACUCUGACAAUGAUACCUUCUCCUUUGCUAUUGACUUGCCUCCAGCCAUUGCCCCUGAGCAGAACAUUGAGUUUUGUGUGUAUUACCAAAGCGAUGAGCACACAUUCUGGGACAAUAACGAUGGGCAGAACUACAAGAUUGUCCAUGCAGAAUGGAAGUCGGAUGGAGUUCAAGUGCCAUCUCCCAGGAAAGGCUGCGUGACUCUCAAACCGGCAAGAAAAGGGCACGAGGCAGGCUGUGAACGACUGGGUAGCCCUCGGAUAGCCAAUGGCCUCUUCCCUGAAUGGCAAAGCUGGAGCAGGAUUGAAAGCUUUUCUCCAUAUUGGUGAAUGAUAACAAAACACAGAGGCAUCUGUUGCCACCUGACUUUAAACUUCUCAAUAAGCAUAAGCAAGCCACAUAGAAGGGUUGGCUGACUACUUUUUUAAAAAAGGGGAAAUGACUGUGAACAUUAUGCAUUUACAUUUAAAAACAAAAACUACCAGCCACAACUUUGACUUGAGGGGGGAGGAAGAGAGAAUAUGAAUUUCAGGGAGAACAUCUCCUAAUGUAAAAACCGAGUGAUCGAUAUACCAUUCACUUGCUAUUCACUUGCCUUAACUAGGGGGCAGCAGAGAAGUUUGUGAAGAAGUAAUAGAGUGUGUGGUGGCUUUUGGGGAAGCUGUGAUUGUGUGGGGGGGAUGUUGCAGAGGUAGCCACACAAAAAAACCUCGUGCCUACUUUUUAAGUUGUAGCUGAGAUUGUGUAAGAGAGGCGGAACUGCCAAACCUGAGACCUGAGUCAAGACAAAGCAGGUCUUGGCUAGAAUACAAUUCAAUAUUUAGGAUUGUGGUGAAAAGGGGCCUCUUAAGUGGGAAUGAAGUGGAGAGAGAGAGAGAGAGAGAAGAAAGGGGGUAUGGUGUACUUACUAUAGGGGCAAAAGUAAAGCAUACAGCAAGAAGAAAUGGGCCUUGUAAGAGCUGUACAGACAGGCAGCACUUCUAACAGACAGCACUUUUCCCAUCAGUGAAUUGCUGUACAGCAGUGGGGAAAGCUGCAUCUGUUGAAUUUCUGACCAUUAGGCUUAGAUAUGUGUGGAGGGGGUGAGAGGAAGUGUGAAAAGCAUAAGGGGCUAGGGAACUGUUAUGUAAAUAGGCCCCUGCAAAGCUGUAGACUUGAUUUAGGGGAAUCCUGUCUUUCAACCUGCUAAUUUUGCAACCACACUUCACAGGUAGAUCUUCAUCCUAUGUACACAAAGGCUAUGCCUUAAAAAAAACCCAAAAAUAAUCACACAGGGUUUCCCGUGAUUGCACGGUUUUGUUUUUAAGAGAGACUGAAUGAAAUGCCUUAAUCCUGUAGACACUGGCUGCUCAACUUGCCUUGUUCAGUGUAGAAACAAACUCUCCUAUUAUCUUGCUUGUUGUAGAGUUUAGUAAUAUUUUUCUUCUCCAAGAAAUAGCUCUUCACAACAGUAAAAUAAAGCUAAGCAAUUUAAAAGUCCUUCAUAUUGAAGGGGUAAUAAUGUAGCUGCACUUCUCAAGCUAAUUGGUUUAAAAUAACAGUAUGCAUCUUGCACAUAAAUAGAAAUAGUUUUCUAUACACUUUCUCAUACCUCAUUUUUUGUAGCUGUUACACAGAAAGCUGUUGUUGCUGUUGUUGUGACUUUCUGAUUAUAGUCUUUAAUCUUCCCCAGAUAUAUAGCAUUUUGUAAAUAAUAGUGUAAUUUUGGCACGGACUGUAUACGAAAAAGCCAAUCUGAAUAGGAGUGUGUGCACACAUCUCUGUGUUCAUUUAACCUGUUUUGUAGUGGUGGUGUCUAUGGAAAAUGCAAAUCACAUCAUUAUACUCUUUGUUCCACCAGUACUGACAUGGAAUCUGUAUUGCAAAAAAGGGAAAAGCCUCUUCGCCCCCUCCCCCACUGUACCACACUACUGUGUAAACAAUUCACUUUAAAAAUAAAUUGUGUUUUGAUAA